Messenger RNA from Pelobates cultripes (western spadefoot toad), 480 nucleotides. The record is from the annotation of a GenBank genome assembly. NCBI's taxonomy places the organism in Eukaryota, Metazoa, Chordata, Amphibia, Anura, Pelobatidae.
AUGUCCAAGAAGGAUGUGGCGAGUUUCUGGAUCGUACUGCUCCUGUGCCAAGAGCUACAGACCGACCCGAUCGCAGAGAUGGGACCAUCCUCCAGCAUCCUGAUUCAAGAGACACCAGAGUUCAUCUUGACAGAGAAGAGGAUCCUGACCCGACGUGUGUUCGUCAGCUUGGACCCCAAGAUUUCCAUGGAGAAGGCAUACAACAUUUCAUCGAUGCAGCUUCCUGAGUUACAGACUUGGUACCAGAUGCACCUCCAAAGAGCACAGGACCGUGUGCGAAACAUCUUGGAGCAAGCCCGGAAACCAUUUGUAUCCAGUUCUAUUCCGAUGAGCAACCGACCCAAAAGGUUCCUCACCGCUAUAAUUGUUGCAUUAUUGUGCCACUGUCGGUGCAGUUGUCGCAAAUGGAAUGUCUGCAGCCAACUCUAUUACUGUCCAAAAGCUGGAUAUGGAAAUCUAUGCGCUAAAGCAACACAUUAA